AUGGAUUCCGUGGAUGAAAGCUCGUCGUAUGUAGCUGCCAAUUCAGUAAGCUCGCUUAUUAUAACUACCGCCCAAGAAUUUAAGAAAUGUUCGGAGCUAGCAAAAACCCAGAGCCUCAUAGAGAGUAUUGGCGAAGAAGUUGAAAGUAAUGCGGCUUUAUUUUGUAAGACUGUAAUGAACUCUUUAAUUGCGAGCAAAAUCAUUGGAGACAGAAGUUCUAGGCUAGUCGCGCAUGUCGAACUUCUUGGAAUAGUAUGCACUGAAAUUGCGGAAUACAGAAAUGUGGUGGAAGUACUUUUGAACUUUGUGAGAGAUAACGAAAACGUUGCUAACGGUCUUGAAAAGACAUUUAGAAGGAUAUAUGAUAAUUUGCAGGGUUGUUCGAAUAAUAUAAGAGAUUCCCUGGAAACCCUUAUCGAUAAAAGGGAAGAGCUGAGACGUUUGCAACAACGUAAAAACAAGUCAGCUACAAAGCGGUUAUUUGGGUUAGGAUUUGGUAUAAUUUCUCUAGUGUCUAGUAUUUUAGGGCCUGAAGUGGUAGUUGCUGAAGCAACUGUGAAAAUAGAGAGUGUAAGUGUAGUUACGGGAGUUUUCGGCAUCAUAACGUUCAUUGAUGCGGCCGCGCGUAUCGAGCAGCUUAAGAAGGAAAUUUAUGAACUGGAAAUUCAAAUAAACAGCCAGAGGACAGUUGAAUCAUUACAUGAAACUUUGAAAAGUGCAACAAUAGGAGUUGGACUAGUGAAAGAUUAUUGGCAAAAGCGCGGUGUCAAGAUUGAAGAACUACUCAAAGAGCUUGACAGCUAUCAACAGCGAGGACAGCACCUCAACGAACUGGAAGCAUGGCGUUUUAGGACAAAAUGGUUAAACUAUCAAAAGGAAUGUGAAGAUUACGUAGAACAACUGUGGAAACACAUCGAAGAACACGUUACAGUGAAGUUUACAUAUUAG
Paraglomus brasilianum is the source of this 948-nucleotide messenger RNA. The record is from the annotation of a GenBank genome assembly. NCBI's taxonomy places the organism in Eukaryota, Fungi, Glomeromycota, Glomeromycetes, Paraglomerales, Paraglomeraceae.